AUGGAGGCUCAACAAGUUGCAACAAUUAGAAAAGAAAGAGAACGUGAAAAAGAAUUAAAACUUCAAAAUAACAUUAAUAAUAAUAAUAAUGAUAAUAAUAAUAAUAGUAAUAAUAAUAAUAAUAAUAACAAUAGUAAAACUGAUAAGAUUAAAGAUGCUGAUAGAUUGGAUAGAUCAGUAAUUAAUCAAUCAAAUAACAAUCGUUCAAAAACUCAAAACGGAAGUGGAGACAAUAAUAAUAAUAAUAAUAAGCCAUUUGUUUUUAAUUUUGAUGAUAGUGAUCUCUCAGAUCAUCCCGAUUAUGUCAUUACAGCUAAACCAGACAAUAUUAUUAAUACUGCUGUAUCACCUACAAAAAAUAAACAUCACAAUUCAAAGAGAAAUGAUAUAAAUAAUACUACCACCAUUACUACUACAGAUAAGGAGAAUAUAACACCACAACAAUCAUCAGCUAUUAGCGAUGCACCAAUUACACCACAACCCAUAACUGCCGCACCAUCGGAAUCCCCUUUACCAAUGGAUUAUACAAUACCACCACCACCAUCAACAACAACAACAACAACAACAACAACAACAACAACAUCAUCAUCAACUAUUGGCGAUGCUCCAAUUUCACCACAACCAAUAGUAUCAAGUAGUAGUGGUAUAAAUGGUGCACCAAUAACACCACCACCACAAGUAUCAAAUUUGGUAAAUGCUCCACAAUCAUCAUCUUCAUCAUUAUCAUUAUCAUCAUCAAAUAUAGUGAACGCACCACAAUCAUCAUUAUUACCAAAUAUAGUGAACGCACCACAAUCAUCAUCAUCAUCAUCAUCAUCAUCAUUAAAUAUAGUAAAUGCACCAAUUACACCAAUCACUCCAUCAUUAUCAUCUUCAUCAUUACUAUUAUCACCAAGUAGAAUUAAGAAAACAUAUGAUGAAAAUGAAUUACCAUUAGGUUUUAAUGAUGAAAGUUUACAAAAGUUAUUAUAUAAAUUGGUCAAGAAAUAUCCGAUUAUAACAACAACAAAACAAAUUAAUACAAAAUCAUCUUAUAGAGCAUCAACAACUAGAGACAAUUGGCUAAAAUGGACAUAUGGUAAACAAAAGUUAACUGAAUAUCGUAGAUCUAAAAAAAUUAGAAACUAUAUUAAAAGAAAAACUCAAAAAGACGUUUCAUUAAUAUCCAUCAUGAAUUGGUGCAGAUUAAAUGGUUUUACACCUUUAACUACUCAUCAAGAAUCAUUUUAUAAUUUAAUUGAUCCUUUUAAAAAUAAAACUUCUGAUAAUUUUAUAACCACUACCAAUAAUAACAACAAUAAUAAUAAUAAUAAUAAUAACACUGAUACCACUACAACAACUACUACCACCACCACUGCUAAUAAUGGAAAACACAAUGAUGAUAAUAAUACUACUUCUACAAAUAAUUCCCCUAAUACAACUGUAACUUCAACUAUUAAUGAUAAUGUCAUUGGAAAUAAUGACAGUGGUAUGUCUGACACACCAACUUCAUUACAUGAAACCACCACUACAACCACUGUUUCAACACCUCCAAUUGAGACACCAACACCAAUAACAAAAUCAAUAUCAGUUAUCACACCAAUAUCAACAACAACAACAACACCAACACCAACAACACCAACACCAACACCAACACCAACAACACCAACAACACCAACAACAACACCAACACCAACAACACCAACACCAACAACAAUAACAACAGCAGCAGCACCAACACCAACAACACCAAUAACAGCACCAAUAACAGCACCAACAUUAUUACCACAAACUCAAGAACAGUCUAAGGAUUUUUCGAAUUCAGCACCAAAUAAUAAUAAUAAUAAUAAUAAUAAUAAUAAUAAUAAUAAUAAUAAUAAUAAUAAUAAUAAUAAUAAUAAUAAUAAUAAUAAUAAUAAUAAUAAUAAUGAAAGUAAAAAUCAUGAUGGUAAUGAAAAUAUGGUAUUUGAGGAAAGUUAUACAGAUAGUGCACUUGCUGAUGAAAUUGAUAGCGUUUUGAAUGGUUUGGUUUCAGGUGAUGAUAAUAAUAGUGGUCAAAAUGAAAAUGUUGAAAGUAAUUUGAAUGGUAAUGAAAAUAAAAAGAUUCAUCAUGAAGAUGAAGAUGACCAUGUUUUAUUAAAUCAUCGUAGUCAAAAUAAUGUAAAAGUGGAUAAUUCAUCAGUAGCAACAACAGAAGCAAAAUCAACAAUAACAACAUCAUCAUUGGUUACUUCUCCACCGCCACCACCACCAACAACAAAAACAGCAACAGCAACAAAUACGACGACAACAAAUAAUAUAAUCACGCAAUCACCAUCAAUCAAUUCCAUGCCAAAUGACCAUCCAAUGUUUGAUAUUGAAAAUACAUUUCAACAACAUCAUCAUCAUCAUGAUUUAAUUACACCAAUGGAAAGUAUUAGAUCAGGUUUAUCUUCAAUUAUUGAACAACAUCAUUUAAUAUCAACUUCACUUCCAAUCAUCGAUGGCUUUGUAACACCUUCUUCAACAAUACCAACAAUUAAAGUAUCCAAUAAUAAUAGCAUUAAUAAUAAUGGUGGUAGCACUAACGAUAUAUCACCACAAACGUCAAAUAGUCAAUUAUUAUCAACUCCAAUUUCACCAAAACCACUUCAAUCAUUACCAACACUGCCAAAUAUAGAGAAACAACAACAACAACAACAACAACAACAACAACAACAACAACAACAACAACAACAACAACAACAACAACAACAACAACAACAACAACAACAACAACAACAACAACAACAACAACAACAACAACAACAACAAAAACAACAACAACAACAAAAAGAAAAUCAACAAGAAUCACCUCUAUCACCAAAUAUUGAAACACCACAAUCACCAUCAUUAUCAACUGAGAUGAUAAUUGAAGAGGGAGAUGGAGAUAAUGAAAUGGAAACAGAAUCAAUGGGAACUACAGAUGCACCAAGUAGUCAACAAUAUCCAAACAUUUUUUCAAAUUUAGUUGAUCCAACAAUGCAACCAGUAUUACAAUCACCAUCUUAUUCAUCACUUUUACCAACUAUCAUCACAGUUGCACCAAUUUAUGGAAGUAGUAAUAGUACUAGUAAAAAAUAUUCAACCGAUACAUCAACAUCUGAAUCUGAAUCAUCAUCAUCAACAACGACCUCCUCAUUAUCAUCCUCUUCCUCUACAAAUGUAAAUUCAAAUAAAAAGAUUAGAGGAAAAUAUAGAACUCGUAAAAUUAGAGAAAUGGAAAGACAAUUACAACAACAACUACUAUCCUCUUCAAAUACAACAUCAUCUAUUGGUAGUGGUGAUCAAUUAUUACCAACAACGACAACAGCAACAACAACAACAAUAACAACAACAACAACAUCAUCAACAGGUGAUAAUAAUGAUAAUGAUAAUAAUAAUACAGCAGAUCAAGAAUUUAAUUAUGAUUUUCCAUUAAUUGAAACAUCAUUAUGUCCAUUUACACCUGAAAGGGUAAAUGAAAAAUUAUUAAAUUCAACAAAUGGUAAAGUUAACAAUAAUACAAGUACAACCCUAAAUAAUAAUAAUGGUCAAUUAGUACCAAUUAUAUUACCAAUGACAAAGAAAACGCCAACUUUAUUCUGUAAAUAUUGUGGUUCAGGUCAUCAUCCUGAUAGUUUUGAAAUGAAACAAAAAGCAUGUUCAAUUCAGUAUAAAGGUGUUUCCUAUACCACUAUCAUUAGUUCAUUUCCACAAAUUGUAAUCACUUAUCCUCCAAAUUUCGAUCCAGAAUCAAAAAUGCCAAAUCCAAAUUCAAUAUCACCAAUUAAAUAUAUUUCAAAUAGAACAAUCAGUCAACCAUUCAAAGCUGAAACUUUACCAAUCGAUUGGAUUCAAUUGGUUAUGAAAUCAAUUGGUAUACCAAGACUAAAGGAUUCAUCCUGUUCUUUUGAUGCUGAGGAAAUCAUUUAUCAAGCUUCAAUUCUUUUCAUGAGAAAUUUAAUUGGUGAAACUUUUCAAGUUUAUCAAGAGGAAAGAGAUAAGGAACCAAAAGAAGAUUGUGUCAUAAAAUUAAUGGUACCUGCUCAUUUACAUACUGCAAUUAAAAAUACUCCCCUAUUUAAUUUUAUUAGUAAUAUUGCACUUUAUAGAGAUUAA
This is a messenger RNA of Dictyostelium discoideum AX4, 4098 nucleotides long. RefSeq lists its product as hypothetical. The record is from RefSeq and is a predicted model, not a curated record. Lineage: Eukaryota; Evosea; Eumycetozoa; Dictyosteliales; Dictyosteliaceae. The coding region runs from base 1 to 4098 and encodes 1365 amino acids. The transcript has a single exon.